GCGGCCACGGUGAACUCACGUAAAGAGCAAUGCAGCAAGUGUUUCUCGUCAUUGUUGGUUUUAGAUUUCAAGCCAAGCAUCUGCCAUUUACCGAAGACCAAAUAAACCGUGACCGCUCUUAGCCAAAAGUUGUGUUUAAAUUUUUCAAAAAUUUCUUUUUUUUUUUUUUGCUGUUGUUGAUUUGCUGGAUUUUUUUUGUGUGUUUGCUCCGACGUUCCUUUUGGAGGUUUUUGGAUAUCGCGCACAGGGGGCUUACUUCAUCAUCGUCAUCAGGCCGUCGCAAGACGUCCUGUUUUGUUUCGCUUGUCAAGUUGAUCGGAAACAACUGGCUGCUGUCACGUGAUGCCCAAUUCUUCCAGUGUGCCGUCAUGUCUCCUCGCGCACAUCUUGCUCGGUAGUAUCGAGUAGUAUCUCUGUGGUAUCUCACCGAUCAUUCCGCAUCGGUCGACGACACGGUGCGGAGUGGUAAGCUUUUAAAUCUCGCCUCUGCGUCCGGAGAUGAACUUUGAGCCGAGGCUCAUUGCCGCUUACUGUGUAGUCCCGCAAGUGUUUUCGUGAGCCCCAAUAUCAUUUUUUUCAUGAUGGAUAUGAACGUUUACGACACGGCGCUCUUCUCGUUCACGUUGGUAGAAGCAGCCGCCAUCGUCCUGGGCAAUGGAUUACUGGUGGUGACUUUUGUCCGACACAGAACUUUGCUUAACGCCAUGAACUGUUAUAUCUGCUCCAUGUGUUUUUCGGGACUCAUCACGGGUAUCAUCGUUCCACUCGGUUUCGGCAACUACGUCGGGCCUUACACAGUUUCGGGACUAAGUUUACCCAAAUGCUACGUUCAAAACGUCAAGACAUCCAUAUUCUUCGCUACGGCGUGUAAUAGUAUUUCCUGCAUGCUGGCCAUGGCUGUGGAAAGGUGGCGGACGCUGCUGUCGACGAAUUCCCGCCAGCGAAGAGGUCCCGCCAAUUUGACCUGCAAGUUGAUCAUUCUGGCCGGCUGGGCCGUGUCGUUUACAUACGCGUGUGUUCUUAUAUCUAUUCAAGAAGUGGAUGAUGUGCCCAUCCUGUACGAAGGUGCGGCCACCAAUUCGUGUUUGCAGGACAAUCAGACGCAGUGCUCCGAUUUCGAAUUUUGUUUCACCGUCGAUCCGGAGAAUUUGGCACUUGUCCGAAAAGUCAAUCUUGUCUCUUUAGUGGCCGUUUUCAUUAUACCCCUCUGCAUCAUCAGCGUCAUCUACACUGUCCUAGUCACGCGGCUCUUACGCAACGCACAGCAAAGUGAAAAGGCCAACCGGGGAGCUUGCAGCAUCCACCGGGCCAAAUUGAGAGCCAUGCAGGCCAUGAUCCUGGUGGUUGUCAUUUUCGCCAUGUGCUGGCUGCCCGGCCACGUUUUCUUCGUCUGGUCUCUGUCGACGAAUCCGCACAAAGUGGAGAGAGGCGCCGCGUUCCACACGGUCCCGCUCCGACUGAGACUCAUCAGCGAUUUCGUGUUCCACCUGGUCAUCACGCACCAUUGGAUCCAGGUCUUCAUUUAUCCUCGAUACAGUCGACAGCUGGCCAAUGCCAUUAAAGAGACGACCACUUUCUUUCUUUCCUGGUUCAUGAUGGACGCUUGCCGACGUCAUUGUGGCCAGGGUCAGCAGCCGACGUCGGUCAAAGCGACGAAGACGUCCAAUGCGCAUGCCACUUGCAUUUCUGCAUCUAUGGUCUGAACGUUUAUACAAACAUGGAGCAGACAGACGACAGAGAGAUAUACAAGCUUAUGGCUAUCAAUCUUACGAGUUUAUUAUCGCGUUUUUGUUCUGCCAUUGUUUUUGAAAACUGUGGGCUCCUAUGCUCGUUCUCGUUAUUGUGUAUAUACAUACAGGAGGAACUCGCACACACAAUGCAACAGCAUGCAGUCUGAUGUCUAUCGGCCGGGCCCAACGUAAACAAAUUACAUUCAGUCCCUUCCCCAAAAAAACUCCUUUAUACAAGUAACACAAUCAUUGGCUAUAUAUAGUGGAAGCGAAAGUGGAAGACACGCAGCGGAAAGAGAAGAUGGAUUAUUUGGGAAAAGAGCACAGGCCACCCAAAGUUGGACGUGUAAACAUAAGUGUACAGAUUGUGUUAUAAUAUUCGCAGAAUGGCGGUUGCUACGUCCAGCGCCCGCCUGUCCUUUAUGUACUACGAUGGCGCGGGUAUACUUGUACGUUUCGCUGUCUGUUCUUGGUUGUUUCUACACUCCACCUCACUAUCAGUUUCUGAAAUUGUUUUAUUCUCGUUUUCGUUCCUGUUAAUUGAUGUGUACCAAUAAACAUCGCGACAAAUAUAUCUAUGCACGCAAUCGC
Molecule: messenger RNA, 2321 nt
Organism: Daphnia carinata
Lineage: Eukaryota; Metazoa; Arthropoda; Branchiopoda; Diplostraca; Daphniidae
Product: bombesin receptor subtype-3-like
Exons: 3
Coding region: 579-1703 (374 amino acids)
Biological process (GO): neuropeptide signaling pathway
Cellular component (GO): membrane
Molecular function (GO): G protein-coupled peptide receptor activity
Source: RefSeq, a predicted model, not a curated record